GCGACCAAAACAAAGGCAGCAUCCGGGGCAGGGUGGAUGCAAACAACCAUGAAAGACUGGGUUCGCUGUUUCCCCGGCUCUGCUGCUGCCGCCGUGGCCGGGAGGGCUCCGCUGUGAGGGGAAGCAGGGGCGCAGCUGCUGCUGGGUGUGAAUCCGAAAGGUGAGAGCCCAAGAGCCUGAGGAAGGGGCUGGCAGGCCAUGAAAAUGUCCUCGGCCGUGGGGCCCCGCGGUCCUCGCCCACCCACGGUGCCUCCCCCCAUGCAAGAGCUGCCCGACCUGAGCCACCUGACCGAGGAGGAGAGGAACAUUAUCAUGGCAGUGAUGGACCGGCAGAAGGAAGAGGAGGAAAAAGAAGAAGCCAUGCUCAAGUGUGUUGUCAGGGACAUGGCGAAGCCUGCUGCCUGCAAAACACCAAGAAAUGCUGAAACCCAGCCCCACCAACCUUCACCGAGAUUGCAUCAGCAAUUUGAAAGCUAUAAGGAACAAGUGAGAAAAAUAGGGGAAGAAGCACGGCGUUACCAGGGUGAGCACAAAGAUGAUGCUCCGACUUGUGGAAUCUGUCAUAAAACAAAGUUUGCUGACGGAUGCGGCCAUCUCUGCUCCUACUGCCGCACCAAGUUCUGUGCCCGCUGCGGAGGCCGUGUGUCUCUGCGAUCCAACAAUGAGGACAAAGUGGUUAUGUGGGUAUGCAAUUUAUGUCGAAAGCAGCAAGAAAUCUUAACCAAAUCCGGGGCCUGGUUCUUUGGAAGUGGCCCUCAGCCGCCCAGUCAGGAUGGAACCCUAAGUGAUACAGCUACAGGUGCUGGUUCUGAGGUACCCAGAGAAAAGAAAGCACGGCUCCAAGAGCGAUCAAGGUCACAGACUCCCCUGAGCACAGCAGCUGCCUCCUCCCAGGACACGGCUCCCCCGGGUGCACAGCCUGACAGGAGCAAAGGGGCUGAGCCUUCACAGCAAGCCCUGGGGCUGGAGCAGAAGCAGGCUGCAUCCAGGUCUAGAAGUGAACCUCCAAGAGAGAGGAAGAAGACUCCAGGGCUGUCUGAGCAGAAUGGCAAAGGCAAGGGCGAGCGGAAACGCGGGCCAAAGUCCUCGGUGCAACCUGGGGAGGGGGCUGUGGAAGAGCGGGAGCGGAAAGACCGGCGGGAAAGCCGAAGGCUGGAGAAAGGGCGGUCACAGGACUAUCCCGAAGUGCCAGAAAAUCGUGAGGACGGCAAAGCUGCGGAGGACGAGAAGCAAAGGAGUGAGGAGGAGUACCAGACCAGGUACCGCAGCGACCCGAACCUGGCGCGGUACCCCGUGAAACCGCCGCCGGAGGAGCAGCAGAUGCGCAUGCACGCGCGGGUGUCCCGAGCCAGGCACGAGCGGCGCCACAGCGACGUGGCGCUCCCACGCACCGAGGCGGGCGCCUCGCCGCCCGAAAGCAAGGCGGGGAAGCGAGCGCCGGCCGCCGGCAGGGCUUUGCCGCCAGACUCCCAGCGGGUCUACCCGACCGAGAGGACUGCGGAAGCCAGGGCACCGGGCGCCAAGCAGCUAACGAACCACAGCCCGCCGGCUCCCAGGCAUGGGCCGGCUCCCACGAAAGCCCUGGAGCCCAAAGCCCAGGAGCCCCUCAGGAAGCAGAGCCGCCUGGACCCCAGCUCGGCAGUCCUCCUGCGGAAGGCCAAGCGCGAGAAGGCGGAGAUCAUGCUGCGGAAUGACUCGCUGAGCUCGGACCAGUCCGAGUCGGUGCGGCCGCCCAAACCCCACCGGCCCAAGAGGGGCGGCAAGAAGAGGCAGAUGUCGGUGAGCAGCUCGGAGGAGGAGGGCGUGUCGACGCCGGAGUACACCAGUUGCGAGGACGUGGAGCUGGAGAGCGAGAGCGUCAGUGAGAAAGGUGACUUGGAUUAUUACUGGUUGGAUCCUGCCACGUGGCAUAGUCGGGAAACAUCACCAAUUAGUUCGCAUCCUGUAACGUGGCAGCCAUCUAAAGAGGGGGACCGACUAAUUGGACGUGUUAUCCUUAACAAGAGAACAACCAUGCCCAAAGAGUCAGGUGCAUUGCUAGGUCUCAAAGUUGUUGGAGGAAAAAUGACUGACUUAGGACGCCUUGGUGCCUUCAUCACCAAAGUAAAGAAGGGUAGCCUUGCAGAUGUAGUUGGACAUUUAAGAGCAGGGGAUGAAGUUCUAGAAUGGAAUGGUAAACCCCUGCCGGGAGCUACAAAUGAAGAAGUUUACAACAUUAUUUUAGAAUCAAAAUCAGAACCUCAAGUUGAAAUUAUUGUUUCAAGGCCUAUUGGUGACAUUCCACGGAUUCCUGAGAGCUCCCAUCCUCCCCUGGAGUCCAGUUCAAGUUCUUUUGAAUCUCAGAAGAUGGAAAGGCCUUCCAUUUCUGUUAUUUCUCCAACAAGUCCUGGAGCUCUAAAAGAUGCCCCUCAAGUCUUACCAGGACAACUUUCUGUGAAACUGUGGUACGAUAAAGUGGGGCACCAGCUGAUUGUAAAUGUCCUGCAAGCAGCAGAUCUGCCUUCUAGAGUAGACGGGCGUCCCAGGAAUCCCUAUGUAAAAAUGUAUUUUCUUCCGGAUAGAAGUGAUAAAAGUAAAAGGAGGACCAAAACAGUAAAGAAAGUACUAGAACCAAAAUGGAAUCAAACUUUUGUCUAUUCACAUGUACAUCGUAGAGAUUUUAGAGAACGAAUGCUAGAAAUAACUGUGUGGGAUCAACCCAGAGUACAAGAAGAAGAGAGUGAAUUUCUUGGAGAGAUUCUCAUAGAAUUGGAGACAGCACUUUUAGAUGAUGAACCACAUUGGUAUAAACUUCAGACACAUGAUGAAUCUUCACUACCUCUGCCUCAGCCAUCACCUUUCAUGCCAAGGCGACACAUUCAUGGAGAAAGCUCCAGCAAAAAACUACAAAGAUCUCAGCGAAUCAGUGAUAGUGACAUCUCAGAUUAUGAGGUUGAUGAUGGUAUUGGAGUAGUUCCUCCAGUAGGUUAUAGGUCUAGUGCUAGAGAAGGUAAAUCUACAACGUUAACUGUGCCAGAACAGCAAAGAACAACUCAUCACCGUUCACGCUCAGUAUCUCCUCAUCGCGGCGAUGAUCAGGGAAGGCCGCGUUCACGUUUACCAAAUGUGCCAUUACAGAGGAGUUUAGAUGAAAUUCAUCCAACAAGAAGGUCACGUUCUCCAACCAGACACCAUGAUGCCUCUAGAAGCCCAGUCGAUCACAGGUCCAGAGAAGUGGACAGUCAGUAUUUAUCUGAACAAGACAGUGAGCUUCUUAUGCUGCCCAGAGCAAAACGAGGACGAAGUGCAGAAUGCCUACAUACUACCAGUGAACUGCAGCCCUCCCUUGACAGGGCUAGGAGUGCUAGUACCAACUGCUUGAGACCAGACACUAGUUUGCAUUCACCAGAACGAGAAAGGCACUCCAGAAAGUCUGAAAGAUCUAGCAUCCAAAAACAGACUAGGAAAGGCAUUGCCUCUGAUGCAGAAAGGGUUCUCCCACCAUGUCUUUCUAGAAGGGGAUACGCAGCCCCAAGAGCGACUGAUCAGCCAGUCCUUAGGGGAAAACAUCCCGCUCGCUCAAGGUCGAGUGAGCACUCUAGUGUCAGAACACUGUGUUCUGUCCACCACCUUGGCCCCGGAGGGUCGGCGCCACCUUCUCCGCUUCUGACCAGGACGCACCGACAAGGAAGUCCACCCCUCUCCCCUCCCGCAGACCCGACCUUUGGCAGUCGAAGGGGAAGGCAGCUCCCACAAGUGCCAGUGAGAAGCGGCAGUAUAGAACAAGCAAGCUUAGUAGUGGAGGAGCGAACGAGACAGAUGAAAAUGAAAGUGCAUCGAUUUAAGCAGACAACAGGGUCUGGUUCUAGUCAAGAACUUGAUCGCGAGCAAUAUUCCAAGUAUAGCAUACAUAAAGAUCAGUACAGAAGCUGUGAUAACGUCUCUGCCAAAUCAUCAGAUAGUGAUGUCAGUGAUGUGUCCGCCAUUUCCAGAACCAGCAGUGCCUCACGCCUCAGCAGCACAAGCUUUAUGUCAGAGCAAUCUGAGCGCCCCAGGGGUAGAAUCAGUUCAUUUACCCCUAAAAUGCAAGGCAGACGGAUGGGGACUUCAGGAAGAGCCAUCAUGAAGAGCACCAGUGUCAGUGGAGAGAUGUACACACUGGAGCAUAAUGACGGCAGUCAGUCAGACACGGCUGUGGGUACAGUGGGAGCAGGUGGAAAGAAACGGAGAUCGAGCCUGAGUGCCAAAGUGGUUGCCAUAGUGUCUCGAAGAAGUAGAAGCACAUCUCAACUAAGCCACACAGAGUCCGGCCACAAGAAGUUAAAAAGUACCAUACAGAGAAGCACAGAAACAGGAAUGGCGGCCGAAAUGAGGAAGAUGGUGAGGCAGCCAAGCCGCGAGUCCACAGACGGCAGCAUCAACAGUUACAGCUCCGAGGGCAACUUAAUAUUUUCUGGAGUGCGACUGGGAGCAGACAGUCAGUUCAGUGAUUUUCUCGAUGGACUGGGACCCGCCCAGCUUGUCGGCCGCCAAACCCUGGCCACCCCUGCAAUGGGCGAUAUACAAAUUGGAAUGGAGGAUAAAAAGGGCCAGUUAGAAGUUGAAGUUAUCAGAGCCCGAAGCCUCACGCAAAAGCCUGGUUCCAAAUCAACACCUGCUCCAUACGUCAAAGUGUAUCUUUUGGAAAACGGGGCCUGUAUAGCUAAGAAGAAGACCAGAAUUGCACGGAAAACCCUUGAUCCUUUGUAUCAGCAGUCCCUGGUUUUUGAUGAGAGUCCACAGGGUAAAGUUCUUCAGGUGAUUGUCUGGGGAGACUAUGGCAGAAUGGACCAUAAAUGCUUUAUGGGAGUGGCUCAAAUCUUGUUGGAAGAACUUGACCUGUCCAGUAUGGUAAUUGGAUGGUACAAAUUGUUCCCGCCGUCAUCACUGGUGGAUCCCACACUCACUCCCCUAACCCGCCGGGCUUCCCAAUCAUCUCUGGAAAGUUCAACUGGGCCUCCCUGCAUUCGGUCAUAGUGAACUCAUACCAGAGUCAUUCCAAUAAAACUCUACCUUUCAAGAUAAUAAUUUGAACCAGAUAUUUCAUGAUCAAAAGCAUUGUUGGAGACAAUCAACUUGUGUUUUGCCUGUAGUAGUUUUUCAGUAAUGUGUCCCAGUAGUUGUUUCAACCCCAGCUUCGUACGACAGAACAAGGCAGUCUAUGAAAUUGCAGUAGGAGCCAAUGUGCUAGUGAGAGUCACUGAUGCUUCUACCAAACAGAAAAAGAGGAAAUUUCAAAUUUGCGCACAUGCGUGCACACACACACACACACACACACACACAGAGCAAACAGGAUGAACUGGAAACUCUCACUCUGUGAAAGUUGUGUUUUACAUGUUCCUACACAGGCCACAGGCAGUGUUAUUUCCCCAUCAUGUAAGAAGUUUUGUUCGUUUGUGUUUUGUCUCUGUGUGUGUCGUUUGUUGGUUUGGGAUUUGUUUUGUUUUAUUUUUCCUGGGUCUGUUAUUUUCACUGUUUUUUGGCUGUGGCAUGCCAGGCCUCGUGAUGCUGACAGAGACCCUUCCUUUCUUUUUCCAAAAGCACCAAAAAAAGGGCUGAAGCAGUCUCUGCAGCACCUGCCCCAAGUGCUUGACACCUAGACACGGCGAGGCCCAGGAAGGGCUUUCAUUCCACCAUUCUUCAAAGUCUUAUGUGUCAAACCCGGAAAACAAAAAGUUCUUUUCCAAAACAAAUCAUCACAGACUCCCUUUUUUAAGGAAGAGUGUAUCUGUUUGCGUUCUAAAACAUUAAUUUGUGUUUUCCGUUGUUUUGCAUGGGAGACUUUUAAGGAAGUCAAUCUGCAACUCAUGCUGAGAUCUAAAACUGACUGCAUAAUUGUACUUUGGAAACACUCCUUGUAAUGCCUUUUACUUCCUGAUGUUAAUCAAAAGUAUAUGCUCAUGUGUGUGGACCACACUUUUGACUUCCCACAAUGGUGACUACACAUGGAUUGGAGCCUAAGACACUCUCAGCUAUGCCCAGGCUUCUCGGCCAUGUCUCCGUGUAGACACACCCAUCUGCCCUGGAAAGAGCAUGGUAUGAGCUGUUCAAUAUUCCACUGGAAAUUCCAGUUGAAAUAUUCUGCACUAAACUAAUGUUUUUUAUCAAAUUUCAGUUUACAUUUCUUUGAGAUUGAUGCAAGCACAAAGCUUGAUUUUUUAAUGCAAAGUAUCUUACUUUUCUGGGGGGGAUGGGAAUAAAACAAAGUCAAAUUUCAAUUUGCAUUUUCUUCAUCUGAGUUUUUCUUGGCCUUGAAUUUCCCUUGUGACAUUCUGUACCCGUGUUACCUACUGCAGACUCUGCAGGUGCAUUGACAUGUUCGCCCUCCUUUUACGAGUCGUCCGCCUUUUGUGAUUACACAGAUAGAGCAGCAUGACUUGGAACUGUUCAAAGCUGCAUGCACGUUUUGUAAAAAAAUAAAAAACAAAAAAGAAAAGAAACAAAAGGUGAUUUAAUAAUGUAUGUUAGUUCCACAUAGGCUCGCUUGUAUGUUGCAUGUACUUGUACAGUUUGCUCGUUAAUUACUAUACUGAAAUAACCAAGAAAUCUAAGCCAUCCAUUUUUGUUAUAGACAUUUUGCAGGUUUUCGCCAGGCUCAAUCUGUGAGUCUGUGGUGAAAUGUCUAUAGAUGGACUUUAUUUUUUACCCUCUGGAAAACGUGAUGUAGUAUGGACCAAAUUCCUUCUAAUACAUAUUUUGGUGUAGAUUCCUACUGUGGGGCUGUAACACAUGUAGACACUGUGUACACACUAGGUUUUAAUCCAUAGACAUACUGCCUGCACCAAGUGAAUUCUUUAUCCUUAUUUACACACGCCAGAAUUACCUGCCCAUCAUUGCACAGGGCACAGACUGACCACUCUUCACCGUGCUGAGCAGGAAGAACUGAAGCAUUGGUGCACUUAUACUAGAUUCCGUUCUGUCUUAGUGGCCAACAACCAACUAAUUAUAAUUGGGUAGUAUCUUUCUAUUUUGACCACUUGUCUUAACACUUCCCUGUGCUUUUAAAUGAACUUCCAACUCAUGUAUGUAAACAUGUUUAAUAAAAUUUACUUUUCAUGUCA
Molecule: messenger RNA, 7079 nt
Organism: Phyllostomus hastatus (greater spear-nosed bat)
Lineage: Eukaryota; Metazoa; Chordata; Mammalia; Chiroptera; Phyllostomidae
Gene: RIMS1
Product: regulating synaptic membrane exocytosis 1
Exons: 31
Coding region: 199-4995 (1598 amino acids)
Biological process (GO): regulation of synaptic plasticity; regulation of membrane potential; intracellular protein transport
Cellular component (GO): presynaptic membrane; cytoskeleton of presynaptic active zone
Molecular function (GO): transmembrane transporter binding; small GTPase binding
Source: RefSeq, a predicted model, not a curated record